Messenger RNA from Chara braunii, 1481 nucleotides. Lineage: Eukaryota; Viridiplantae; Streptophyta; Charophyceae; Charales; Characeae. The record is from the annotation of a GenBank genome assembly.
GUCCUCGUCACCGCAGUCGCUCUUGACGAUGAUUAUGCAUGCCGAUCUUGAGGUAAUUGUUCCGAACAUCGUCUUUGGGAUAAUCUUCGCGUGGAUGGUCCAGAGAGUAAUUCAGGUGAUAGUCAGUUUCCGCGAGAAUAAUCUCAAGCUUCAAUGGCCGAAAGAGGGCGAGGUGGAGAUGGAGAUGGAGGAACUGGUAGGCGAAGGAGAAGCUCUCGAAGAGGAGAACAAUGAAGGAGAGAAGAUGGGAGUAGAGAAGUCCUAUCGAACGCCAUCUCCAUCUCCAUCUGCAUCGCCAUCGCCAUCGCCAUCGCCAUCGCUAUCGCCUGUAGCGUCUCAAUCUGUUGCAAAGGUCUUAAAGACGGAUGGAGAGGGAGAGGGAGAGGGAGAGGGAGAUGGAGAUGGUGGUGUUCAUGUUGACUUUGAUCGGAUUCGCAGAGGUGUUGAGGGGGAAGUGGAGGAGGAUGAUGGCGAUGAUGACGAUGAUGAUGAUGAGGACGAUGACUUGGACGAUGAUGACGAUGAGGAUGAGGAAGAGGAUGAAGAUGAUGAUGAUGACGACGACGAGGAAGGAGAAGGACGUGGUAAUCUAUCGAGGAGAAGCCGGAAACGCAAGAGCGAGAUAGAGGACUUGUUUGACGCAGCUGCAACUUACGUGGCAGCCAUGGUUAGGGGUCCGGGGAUCGAGGCCUCGCAAGAAACUCAGCUUCUUCUGUAUGGAUUGUUCAAGCAGGCGAGCUUCGGGCCCUGCAACAUCCCCAAGCCUUCCAUCUACAGCGUGGCGGAGCGCGCCAAAUGGGAUGCAUGGAAUAAAUUAGGCGACAUGAAAGAGGAGGAAGCCAUGGCCAAGUACGUGGAUGUGCUGACGUUAGUCAAUUCAGGCUGGCGUUCACUAGUCGCUGCCAGGGAGGCUUCGGUGGGCCAAUCCAGUCAGGGUGAUCAUGGAGGGAGGCGAAGCAUGGGUCCGGUAUUCAGCACCUUGCAGGAUGAAGAUUCAACGGAGUAUGAGAGUUUGGAAAUGGCAGCGAUACAUGAGAUGGCGAGUGAAGGCAAUUUGGAGGGAGUCCUGGCGGAGUUGGCGAAGGGAGUAGCUGUUAAUCUUCCAGAUGAGAAGAAGCGCACACCUUUACAUUGGGCAGCGGACAGGGGACAUCUUGACGUUGUUAAGUUACUUUUGGCACGAGGUGCUAGCACAAAUCUCCAGGACUCGACCGGGCAGACUCCUUUACACUAUGCGGUUCUUUGUGAGUUUGAAGAAGUGGCGAAGGCGCUAUGGGAGCAUGACGCGGAUCCUUUUGUGAAGGAUGAAGAUGGGACCACGCCGGACGAAAUGAUGCCAGAAACCUGGCACUGGAGAACUUCAAGGAUCUAAUUGCUAAUUAGUAAUUAGUAAUAAUUACUGAAAUAGUAAUAUUGUUACUAAUUUUAGUAAUUUUUUACUAAUUUGUAAUUAGAUGAUAGGCUUGGGAAGUUUUGAAAGU